This is a messenger RNA of Ostertagia ostertagi, 402 nucleotides long. Lineage: Eukaryota; Metazoa; Nematoda; Chromadorea; Rhabditida; Trichostrongylidae. The record is from the annotation of a GenBank genome assembly.
CCUACACCGACCAAGCCAGCUCAUGUUCAAGUUAAUAGUGAUGGCUCAACUACGUAUACUCUGUUUCAUUGUAGCGAUCUGGACAAAGAUUCAAGAGCGGGAGAAUGGUUAUGGAGAUCUGUUUCUCGAACAGGUUUCCUUACACUGAACCGUAACCGGACGCAUGUAAACAUUUCAUGGGAAUCACAGUCGGAGCACAACUUGACGUCGUCAAUGAACGUCAAAGGACGUGCGAUGGAAUUAUCUGACUUGUCAGUUUUCCACAACCGCACCCUUACUCCUGAUGACCGAACCGGAAUGAUUAGCGAGAUCAGGAACGGUAAGGAGUGGGUAGAUCUUAAAACUGGAAAGGUUGUUCAUCGAGACAACAUGUGGGUCAAAACUAUUACUACUAGUGGACAG